This is a messenger RNA of Cladophialophora immunda, 1851 nucleotides long. RefSeq lists its product as uncharacterized. The record is from RefSeq and is a predicted model, not a curated record. NCBI's taxonomy places the organism in Eukaryota, Fungi, Ascomycota, Eurotiomycetes, Chaetothyriales, Herpotrichiellaceae. The transcript has a single exon. Bases 1 to 1851 code for a protein of 616 amino acids.
AUGCCCGUCGCGGCGUAUCGAGGUACCUUUCACUUCGUCAACAAAGACGCCUCCAACCUGAAUAAAAGGGAUGCCGAAGAGGCAUUUUCAAUCAGUUCCCACGUCACUAACAAAUACUAUCGCUGGGCGAAGAGUAAUCGACACGUCGGUGCGAGUCGUGGGACUUCAUUGAGCCGCAAUCCCAACAUUGUGGGAUUUCCAGAUGCACACCUGGAUUCAAGAGAUGCGGACAAUGAUAGCUACGUCGGCUCUCUCAACGAUGAAGCCUCUAUACGGAUGAUAUGCUGGCAGCUCGGAUCGGGCACAAAUCCUUCCACGCGUGGCUCUGCGAGUCCUCCCGGCUCACCUGAAUCUGCCGAUCAGAUAUGCUCAGACAGUGAGACCGACGACCAAUACUUCAGGCCAGAACUUUGGCCCGGCAGGGUAAUCCGAGAAGAGUCGCCAAUGAUUCCAAAGCAACCCGACUGGGAUGCUCCUGACUGGGCAGCAUGUCCUCGUUUUCAAAAAGAGGCCCUGGAAAUCUUUCGUGGCUUCCUUCUUUCCUUCAGCAGCAUCAAUACACCCAGCAAUGUUUCUCGCAGGUCCAUGGAGCUCGGUUGGCGCCAAAGAGCAAACGAUCUCGUGACUGACAAGAAAUGUCUGCACGGCUGGUAUGCAAGUGUCCUUACGCUGAAGGCACAUUUCAUGCAGCCCGAAUGCUACAAUUUUCUCUACCCAAUGGCGUUGAAGCAUCAAAACAGGAGCCUGUUGUUGCUUCGAGAGCACAUCCGCCAAGACUCGCGACCUUCGGAGAGCUUGAUCAUGUGUAUCUGGUGCAUUGCGACGAUGGCGUUCUACUCCGGCGACCUGGAGGCAAACAUGGCGCACGCGUCGGCCUUGUGGGAGGUCGUAGAUGGCCUCGGCGGGGUCGAUAAGCUCAGUCCCGAUACUCGAGCGCAAGUUAUCCUUGCAGACAAUGGCCAUUCGAGAUUCACGCUCACGAGGCCACGCCUUGACUACACAUUCUUCGAUCCUGGGUCCUUCCAACAGCAACCCGAAUUCGAGCAGUACGGCGAUUUGCUGUCCGACACGGAAUUUCAACGCUGGGAUGAGACAUUCCUACUGCCCGAAGACGAAAUAUCCAACAAUCUCGAAAGUUAUGUUAACAUGCACCGGGAGUUCAUGGCUGCGCAUGGUCUCAUUAGCAAGCUUCUUUGUGAGAGAAAAGGUGAGCAUGCAGUGGACGUCAUCUUCAGCUGGCUUCACCGUCGGCGCGCGGCGUUGAGCUCCUGGACGAUGAGCCUGUAUUGCGAUAUCAUCGAGACCAUCACUCCGCGAACGCGCGUUUCCCGGGCGGUUCGUAGGCAGUUACAGGCAUGCAUGUGCCUCGCUGUGUCCUAUGCCAUGUCUUUUGUCUAUGGCUUCACACUCCCACUGCAGAAAUGGCUGCUUUAUAUCCCUGUCCAACAUCUGCGACCUCAGAUCGAAAUCUUACUGAGAUACAUGGCGAAGCGGGGGACGCUGCCUUCAACAAGGCCAGCCUCAUCCUCAAUUCCAUCUUUCUCGAGGAUGCCUACGCCUCCAUUUGCCAUCUCUCACCACGAACCUCUCCUGUUUCUCUUCUUCGUCGGCGCCUGCGCUGAACAGGUCUCGGACGAAGCGGGCAAGAGGCCAGAGCUUCUGCUCGACCGGAAAUGGCAUUCUACUCGGUUUUGCGAGAUGUCUCGGAUCCUGGGCCUCAGGACGUGGAAGGAAGCGCAGCGGAUACUCAAGAGAUUUGUCUAUGGGGACGGACAUGUGAUGGAUCGGUUUGUGGAAGGGUUGUUUGAGCAGCGAGCCGAGCUAUGUCGGGGUGAAAGUGUUUUCGAUUAG